Trichoplax adhaerens is the source of this 474-nucleotide messenger RNA. RefSeq lists its product as uncharacterized. Gene Ontology annotation, biological process: protein folding; regulation of DNA-templated transcription. The coding region runs from base 1 to 474 and encodes 157 amino acids. Gene Ontology annotation, cellular component: cytoplasm; prefoldin complex. The transcript is spliced from 6 exons. NCBI's taxonomy places the organism in Eukaryota, Metazoa, Placozoa, Uniplacotomia, Trichoplacea, Trichoplacidae. The record is from RefSeq and is a predicted model, not a curated record.
AUGGCGGCUGCAGAAUCCAAGGCGAUUGAUUUAGCUCAACUUCCGAUUCCUCAAUUAGAACAACUAAAAUCGCAAUUAGAUGAGGAAGUGCAGAUGUUUACAUCAUCAGUCAAUCAGCUACAAUUAGUACAACAAAAGUUUGUAGAAUCAUCGGAAUGUGUCAAGAAGCUUUCAGUUGAUCAAUAUGAAGCCAAGGAAAUUCUAGUUCCAAUGACAGAUUCGCUAUAUGUCCCUGGUGUUCUAAACAACGCUCACAGUUUACUUGUUGAUAUUGGCACGGGAUACUUUGCAGAUAAGAAUAUCAAGGAAGGAAUAGAAUAUUUUGAACGUAAAGUGAAAUUUGUUCAAGAGCAACUUGAAAAACUUCAGAAACUUGUCAUGGAAAAAUUUAAUUUAAGACAAGCUGUAAUAGAACAUAUGCAAAUCAAAAUUGAGCAACAUUUAGCAGCACAAAAGUCGGGCGCGAAGGCGUAA